AUCAUGAUCCUUUAUUUUUACCUAUGACCGAAAGUCUACGAAAUGUGAAACAAAAUGGGGCAACUUUGGUUAGCCAAAAAAAGUUCGAAAAUUCUGAUGUUUGCCAUUUAGAUUGCUUCUGCAGAAUCUGCACUCAUAGAUUUGUUUUUACCAGCGUUGUGGAGUGACGAACACAUCCAGCUGGCAUUUCUAGUCAUCGUGCACCAACCAAACCAGGGUAUGCCCACCAACUGCCUCUGCAUAUGCACUGGCGGGUCAUGCUGACUUAAGACAUUGAAACCUAUCAACUUUUUGUUGCACAGAAAAACCGUGCACUCCUCACCUCCACAUCACCUCAACAAGAAGUCUUUGUUCAUUACUGUCUUUUAUUCCUUCUUUGUGUUUAGUUCAGUCCAAUUGAAAAGGCAUCUACUUUUAACACUUGCAGCUACUCACAAUUUGAGGAAUUUCUACCAUCUACAUCUGCUUCUGGUAGAUACUACGAUGUCUUCAUUAACCAUCGUGGACCCGAUGUCAAGCACACAAUAGCCACUAGUCUUUAUAGCAUGCUUACAAAUGGCAUGGGACUCGGAGUUUUUCUAGACUCAUAAGAGCUUGAAUUAGGAGACUCCUUUCCCGGAGAACUAAAAGAAGCUAUGAAGAGUACUUCCCUUCAUAUAGCUAUAUUUUCAAAGAAUUAUGCACAAUCCCGUUGGUGUUUGGAUGAGCUAUCAUUUAUGUUCAGAACAGGCACUAGAAUUGUUCCCAUCUUCUACUAUAUUGAUGUUGGAGAUGUUCGAUAUGCAAAAGGAGUCUAUGCUGAAGCAUUUGAGUUGCACGAAAAAAGGGUAGAUACAGUUCCAAAAAGCUAAAGAAGUGGAAAGACACUCUCUUCAAUGUUUCACAUAACAUUGGUUACAUCAUUAAUAGUAAGAAGCAUUUGAGGAAUAAAGGCCAUCUUUGCUCAGGAGUUCAAUGAUUGCUCGUCGCAGGCGGAACUCAUGGUUAAAACAAGCAGAGGAAUUUGGAGCCUGGCGCCUUCUAGACUUGGACUGAAACUUAUUGUUGCCCAAGGUUGUAAUUUAAAUUUUUUAAUUAAUGAAGCAACAAGAGAUUUGAUCUGGCUUCGAUGGCUUGAUAUUGGACAGAGAAAUCUUCUGUCACUAAUUCUACUAAAAAAAUUGAGGGUUUUAGAAUUCUUUGAAAAUUGGAGGUUGGGAAAUCAUAUAUGGGAGCUUUGGGUAGCUGAUUGUGAUGCUCCUUUACAGUUAAGAGUGUCGAUUAUUUCUUAUUGCCAUCAAUUCGACGGGUUGCCAAAGUCAAUAGGAAGUCUCAAGCAAUUGAGAAAAAUAGUUCUGCAAUCUGCACCCUGUUUGGAAAGUCUUCCACAAGAAUUAUGUCUACUGCAUGGGCUAUUAUCACUACCUUACAGUAUGGGCAAUUUGAGAAAUCUCCGGCAUCUUAGUUUGUGGAGAUGCGAGAAAUUGGGGAGGUUACCAGACUCUUGUAAGGAGUUAACAUUGUUGCAACAUCUGAACUUACGAGUCUAUUUUAAUGUCACCUUUAUGUUGGACAUAAUGGAAAACAUGUCAAAGCUAGAGUUUUUAGACUUCGCAGGCUGCAAAAAAUUGAAAGAGUUGCCUCGUCACAUCACAAAUCAAGCAUCCUUGAGAGAUCUUGACAUUAAUACAGAUGGUUUAAGGGAGGUACCAACGAAGAUCUGUCAACUGAGCAAAUUGCAAAAAAUGUGUGUCAGGGGUGAUUCAUUGACAAGCUUGCCAACCUCUCUUAGAGAUUUGUCUUCCUUGAAAACACUCAAAAUUGCUUUUGGCCAUAGGCUUGAAUGUUUACGGGACUAUUUGAGGCAUCUUUGUCUCUUAGAGAGAUUAGACAUAAAAAUUUUAGGAGUGAAAUUUUUACCAAAAUCAAUCAGUGAAUUGAUUAAUCUGGAAAGCUUAUUGAUAUCUCAUUGUGAAAUCCUUGAAUUGAAUCUUGGAACGAGGUCUUUAAGUUCUUCAUUAUGCAAGCUUAAAACGAUACAUCUAUCAGAUAAUGAUAAAUUGUCCAUGAUCACCAUCUCAAAAGACAGUUGCACUAGCCUUGAGACUCUCACAGUUGAAAACCAUAGAAAUCUAAAGGAGAUAGUAGGUCUACUAGGCUCAAUCAGAAAACAGUUUAUAAUUGAAUGCCCCAAGUUGUCUGCACUUCCUAGUUUUGCUCAAUUAACUUCUCUUCAAGAAUUUGGACCGAGAGGUUGCUAA
Molecule: messenger RNA, 2240 nt
Organism: Cryptomeria japonica (Japanese cedar)
Lineage: Eukaryota; Viridiplantae; Streptophyta; Pinopsida; Cupressales; Cupressaceae
Product: disease resistance protein TAO1
Exons: 4
Coding region: 981-2240 (419 amino acids)
Source: RefSeq, a predicted model, not a curated record